Hevea brasiliensis (rubber tree) is the source of this 2469-nucleotide messenger RNA. RefSeq names its product probable inactive receptor kinase At5g58300. Gene Ontology annotation, biological process: protein phosphorylation. Gene Ontology annotation, molecular function: ATP binding; protein binding; protein kinase activity. The transcript is spliced from 2 exons. NCBI's taxonomy places the organism in Eukaryota, Viridiplantae, Streptophyta, Magnoliopsida, Malpighiales, Euphorbiaceae. Bases 282 to 2174 code for a protein of 630 amino acids. The record is from RefSeq and is a predicted model, not a curated record.
UCUUUAUCACCACUUUGCUUUCUGGCUUUCUGCACUUGUGCUUUUUCUGGCAACUGAGCUUUGCUUUCCCAAAAUGAAAAUUUAAAUCAAGAUCAACUUAUUAUUUUUCCAAUUCAAUCCCACCUAUAGUUAAGCUUCAAUUCAAUCUUGUUAAGUACCUAUGAUUAAAUGGUGAUUCUUUUCUAUUACUGUGGUUAAUAAUUUAUGCUUCCCAGAUAAAUGAAGCUUAAGUGGUUCACUGACCAACCGGGAGAGCACCAGUAACUGCUGAGGCAAUAUCAAUGAAGCUACUAUCCUUCUUUCCUCAAUUUGCUCUUCUAUUAUUCACACUCUCCAUUGUUCCUCAAAUUAUUGCUGACCUGAACUCUGACACACAAGCACUUCUUGAUUUUGCUGCUGCUUUCCCCCAUGUCCGAAAACUCAACUGGAAUAAUACUAUUUCAGUUUGCUCCUCUUGGGUUGGAAUUACGUGUAAUUCAAAUGGAACCCGUGUGAUCGCUGUCCAUCUUCCAGGUGUUGGACUCUAUGGUCCAAUCCCAGCCAACACCAUUGGAAAGCUUGAUGCUCUUAGGAUCCUCAGCCUACGAUCCAACUACCUUAAUGGAAAUCUUCCUUCUGAUGUUCCCUCCAUUCCUUCCCUGCAAUAUCUAUACCUCCAACAUAACAAUUUCUCUGCUGCCUUCCCAGCCUCGCUUUCUCUUCAACUAAAUGUCCUAGAUCUUUCUUUUAACUCCUUCACUGGUAGCAUUCCUCUUACUCUUCAGAAUCUGAGACAACUCUCUGUAUUAUACCUCCAAAACAAUUCAUUUUCUGGAGCCAUACCCAAUAUUAGCCUCCCAAAAUUGAAGAUUUUGAAUUUGAGUUUUAACCACUUUAAUGGCUCAAUUCCAUACUCUCUCCAAAAGUUCCCUUAUCAUUCAUUUGAUGGAAACUCUCUAUUAUGUGGACCACCUCUCAACAAUUGCUCCACAAUCUCCCCUUCCCCUUCCCCUUCCCCAUCUUACUUUGCUAGCUCACCAACAAAAUCUUAUAAUCAUGCUGCCACUUCAAAGAAGAAACUAGUAUCAUAUUCUAUAAUUGCUAUAGCUAUCGGGGGAUCGGCAGUCCUAUUUCUCAUAUUUCUAGCCAUCUUUGUGUGCUGUUUGAAAAGGAAAGACAACAGAAGCAGUGUGUUGAAAGGGAAAGCUGAGAGCGAAAAGCCCAAGGAUUUUGGGAGUGGUGUGCAAGAGCCUGAAAAGAACAAAUUGUUCUUCUUUGAAGGUUGUUCUUAUAACUUUGAUCUUGAGGAUUUGUUGAGAGCUUCGGCUGAAGUUCUUGGUAAAGGGAGCUAUGGAACAGCAUAUAAGGCAGUUUUGGAGGAUGGGACAACAGUAGUGGUGAAAAGGUUGAAGGAAGUUGCGGUUGGAAAGAAGGAAUUUGAGCAGCAGAUGGUGAUUGUAGGGAGGAGCGGACAGCACCCAAGUGUUGCACCACUCCGUGCUUAUUACUAUUCCAAGGAUGAAAAGCUUUUAGUUUACAACUACAUGCCAACUGGAAGCUUCUCCGCGCUCUUGCAUAGUAGCCUGGGAGCAGGAAGAAGUCCACUGGAUUGGGAUGCAAGAAUGAAGAUCUGCCUUGGAGCUGCUAGGGGCAUAGCCCAUAUUCAUUCUGAAGGUGGUGCCAAAUUUGUUCAUGGCAACAUCAAGGCCUCCAAUGUGCUUCUAACCUCUGAUCUUGAUGGUCUCAUCUCUGAUGCUGGCUUGACUCCUCUUAUGAACUUCCCUGCAACUAUUUCUCGAACCAUUGGCUAUGUAGCUCCUGAGGUUAUGGAAACACGAAAAGUUAACCAGAAAUCUGAUGUUUAUAGUUUUGGUGUUGUACUUCUUGAAAUGCUGACAGGGAAAGCCCCGCUUCAAGCUCGAGGGCACAAUGAUGUGGUUGAUCUGCCAAGAUGGGUGCAGUCCGUGGUGAGGGAGGAAUGGACUGCAGAGGUGUUUGAUGUAGAGCUAAUGAAGUACCAAAACAUUGAAGAGGAGAUGGUGCAGAUGCUUCAGAUUGCAUUGGCAUGUGUGGCAAAGCUGCCAGACAUGCGUCCAACAAUGGAUGAAAUAGUUAGAAUGAUGGAGGGAAUUCGACAACCUGAGUCAAGGAACCAGCUGUCUUCCGAGACUGAAUCUAAUGCUCAGACCCCAUGAGAGUUUUAAACGGAAGUUCCCCCAAGGAAUCAAACAUAUCAGAUACUGUCUGAUAUGGAGCAUUCAUAUUUCACUGCCAAGUAUUAGCUUUAGAUGUUAGGAAAAUAAGCUUCCUUUCCCUACUCAUUUGUUAAUUUCCAAAUUGUGCUAUCAGCAUUAUCUUAAUCUACAGUCAUAUGCUUAAUUAAUGGCACUAAAAACAGGAUUGGAUAAUAAAAUUUACACUGUACUAAUGCAGUACUAAUUCUUUUAGAAUGUGAUUUUAUAGGAAUCAUAGCCCAUCUUGUUACAAAGC